Molecule: messenger RNA, 1447 nt
Organism: Botrytis sinoallii
Lineage: Eukaryota; Fungi; Ascomycota; Leotiomycetes; Helotiales; Sclerotiniaceae
Exons: 2
Coding region: 202-618 (138 amino acids)
Source: RefSeq, a predicted model, not a curated record
CAUAAGAUUACGAGUAAGGCUGUGGCAUGCUAGGAAUAUAUAUAUAUGUAUCUGCUUUUCUGCUCCAUGGAGUUCUUGUUGACAUCGCGUAUUUCUUCUUCUUCGAUAAGCUCGAUACAACAAAAAAUUCCCAGUGUCAGGAAACUGAAAAAUCAACCAGCACCAAGUCCUCUUGUUAUCACGUCUUGAAACAGAUCCAGCAUGCCAGGCCAUCAUUCUCAUCAUCGUCAAACCCCUCACCGCGGGUCCGAACCCAAACAUCGACCCCCUCCAAGACAGCCCCUGUCUUCGCCUCCACAAGCGGAAGUCCGUUGUCUAACUAUCCGCUACGCAUCUUUGGACCACAGGAGCUAUCAUAAAGACUAUAAUCUACCUUAUGUUCGGCACUUUCGUCACUCGAAUCGGGGCAUGGUGACAGAUCUUCCGACUAGCGGGGUAGUCGGUAGGAACAAUUUGCAAAGCUUGGUGCAGGAUAAAUUGACGACGUUGAUGAAUAGAGAGUUUGCUAAUUGGAAGUUCAUCGGUGCUGAGAGAUCACUGCCCGGUCCGCCGAGUAAUGACACACCAUGGGGAUACAGUGAAAGAAGAGUAAAUGUUUACAUUGAGAGACGACAGUGAGGAGGGCGAAGAAGUGUCUUAGAGGCUUUCUACUUACAUGGGUUUUCGAGAUGGAGGGUUCUUGUGGUGGAUUAUUAUUGAUUUUGAAGGCUCAAAAACGAAGGCACGCUUGAAUGAAUGGUCUAUGAUUUCAUUUCUUGUUGGCUUGUGGUGAUGGUGUUUGAUUUUAGCUCGAUAUGGGAUAUGGUUUUGAUGAAUCUUUUUGUGAAUUGAAGGAUCUGGGCCUGUGGCUGUGGUGUAUGUCUUAUGUCUUAUGUCUUCUCUUCUCUUCUCUUCUCUUCUGUCACUAGUUCUUGUUAAUUGAUUUUGUUCAUUUGGUUUGGUUUAUAAGUUAGCAUUGCAAGUAGGCAGAGAUAACGAAGCUUAUGAGUUGUAACCUCCAUUCUACGCUUUGCUUCUAUUGGCUGCAGUAGCUAAGAAUACCCAUCAUUUAUAUCAUUUUGAUAUGUGGCCAUAAACCUACAUCCAUCCAACUUGCAAACCUCAAGGCCAUAUAAGUCAACUUCCAGAAUCUUCAAGUGGGAUGCAAUAUGUUCCCUCGAAUUCUAAUUGGCUUUAGUCUGAUAGUACCUCGUUCCUAGUCAUCGAAAACGGCCAUGUGAUGCAUUUCACGCGGAUAAAUACUUCGGCUACAACAGCCGGGGAUGAAUUGCGGGGUACUUUAGUGCCGGAAAUUCUAAUGGCUAAUAUGGUGCAUAAUCUGGAUGUCCGAUAAGAUUUCUACAUCUCUUAUUGAGGGAUUAUAUACCUAGGAAUGGAAUAAGAAUUCUACACCGGAGUUACGACCUAUGAGCUGUCAAGUGGCAAUCAGAAUUAGCUUUUAUUUUGU